CAUCCAUCCAGUCAUUUCAGCUGCCUGUCAUGGGCAAAUACUCGCGUGCAGCUGUUGCUGCUCUGGCAGCCGCAACCGCCAACGCCACCUCGCUCUCUGAUCUGUGUACUGUUUCCAACGUCCAGUCCGCUCUGCCCUCCAAUGGAACCCUGCUUGGUGUCAACAUGAUCCCAUCCUCGGUCACGGCGAGCGUUACUACCUCUAGCAGUGGCAUGGGUGGCAUGGGCAUGAAGAGGGCUGACAGCGGCUACACCUACUGCAAUGUGACUGUGGCUUACACUCACACCGGCAAGGGCGACAAGGUCGUCCUCAAGUAUGCCUUCCCCAGUCCCUCUGAGUUCAAGAACCGCUUCUACGUUGCCGGCGGCGGUGGUUUCUCACUCUCUAGCGACGCAACUGGUGGUCUCGAGUAUGGCGCUGCCUCUGGUGCCACCGAUGCCGGCUAUGAUGCUUUCUCCUACAGCUACGAUGAAGUCGUACUGUACGGCAAUGGCUCCAUCAACUGGGAUGCCACUUACAUGUUCGGCUACCAGGCCUUGGGUGAAAUGACCCAGAUCGCCAAGCCCCUUGCCCGGGGCUUUUAUGGUCUGUCCAGCGACAAGAAGAUCUACACCUACUACGAGGGCUGCUCCGACGGUGGUCGUGAGGGUAUGAGUCAGGUUCAGCGCUGGGGAUCCGAAUACGAUGGUGCCAUCACUGGAGCUCCAGCCUUCAGAUUCGCGCAGCAGCAAGUUCACCACGUCUUCUCCUCGGCUGUCGAGCACACCAUGGAUUAUUAUCCCGAGCCUUGCAUGCUAGACAAGAUUGUUAACGCCACCAUCGAGGCCUGCGACCCUCUUGACGGACGUACUGACGGUGUCAUCUCUCGUACCGAUCUCUGCAUGCUGAACUUUAACCUGACCUCCGUCAUCGGUGAGUCCUACUACUGUGCCGAGCAGAACUACACAUCCCUCGGAUUUGGCUUCAGCAAGCGUGCCGAAGGCAGUACGACCAGCUACCAGCCCGCCCAGAACGGUACCGUCACCGCCGAGGGCGUGAAGCUCGCCCAGGCCAUCUAUGACGGUCUUCACAACAGCAAGGGCGAGCGUGCGUACCUCUCGUGGCAGAUUGGCUCUGAGCUGUCGGAUGCGACCACCUCGUACAACUCCGACACCGGCGCCUGGGAGCUCAGCAUUCCCUCCACCGGCGGCGAGUACGUUACCAAGUUCGUGCAGCUGCUGAACAUCGACAACCUAUCGAACCUCGACAACGUCACCUACGACACGCUGGUUGGCUGGAUGAACACGGGCAUGAUCCGCUACAUCGACAGCCUGCAGACCACGAUCCCCGACCUGACCGAGUUCCAGUCCUCCGGCGGCAAGCUGCUGCACUACCACGGCGAGUCCGACCCGUCGAUCCCCGCCGCCUCCUCGGUGCACUACUGGCAGGCCGUGCGCUCUAUCAUGUACGGCGACUUGUCCUACCAGGAGUCCCUCAAGAAGAUGGCCGACUGGUACCAGUUCUACCUCGUGCCCGGCGCCGCCCACUGCGGCACCAAUUCCCUCCAGCCCGGCCCUUACCCCGAGGACAACAUGGAGAUCAUGAUCAACUGGGUCGAGAACGGCGUCAAGCCCUCCCGCCUCAAUGCCACGGUCUCCUCGGGCUCCUACUCCGGCGAGACCCAGAUGCUCUGCCAGUGGCCCAGCCGUCCCCUCUGGUCCAGCAACAGCAGCUUCUCCUGCGUCCACGACCAGAAGUCCAUCGACUCCUGGACUUACUCCUUCCCUGCUUUCAAGCUCCCCGUGUACUGA
Aspergillus homomorphus CBS 101889 is the source of this 1790-nucleotide messenger RNA. RefSeq names its product putative tannase. The record is from RefSeq and is a predicted model, not a curated record. The transcript has 3 exons. Lineage: Eukaryota; Fungi; Ascomycota; Eurotiomycetes; Eurotiales; Aspergillaceae. Bases 30 to 1790 code for a protein of 586 amino acids.